Messenger RNA from Porites evermanni, 4631 nucleotides. Lineage: Eukaryota; Metazoa; Cnidaria; Anthozoa; Scleractinia; Poritidae. The record is from the annotation of a GenBank genome assembly.
AUGAUGAGUGAAAAGAGAACAAUGGAAAAGAAAAACAAGAAUUUGAAAGAGAACACAAUGUCUUAUAAGGAAUUUGACUGGAUGGAAAUAACGGCUUGGAAACUAAAAUUUCGAGGACUUUUUUGGACUUUUUACAUUUAGGGCAUGAAUUUUUCGUCAUUUCAGACCAUGGGGCCUAAAAAUGAGCCUAACUAGCUUUAAAAAGGGGCAAUACGGAGACAAUACGUCCUAGCCGGCAUGAUCACAUGCUGUUUACGGAAAAUUCCCUAAUCCAUGUCAGGAAAUUGUGUACUUUAAAGCCUCCCCCAGGGCAUGACUCAGCAACUGAGGACAUUUCUGCUACGUUUUCAAUGGUGGUUAGCAUGCAAGGAUUUUUCCCAUGCCUAUCGUCAAUGAUUUGCUCAGUGGUAAUAGAUGGGGUGGCCCCAGAGUGGUUUUGCAUUGAAAUUGGCAUGCAACAGAAUUUCGCAUGCUCUGUAAACAUAAUUUGAGGUUCCGUGACUCACCAACGCCGCGAGAAGCCUAGGUUCUAGUAAUAAGUAAUUCAUGCCCAACUUGCGAAUAUCUCCGGCAUGCCGAGCAUGCCAAAUUUUAUGGCACGCCCGGCAUGUCAAAUUCUCUGACAUGCCCGGCCUGCCAAAUUCUCUGGCAUGCCGGGCAUGCCAAAUUCUCUGGCUUGCCGGGCGUGCCAUAAACUAGGUCAUGCCGGGCAUGCCAAAAUCGGUCUCUGGCAUGCUCUCAACGCACAGGUUAUAAUUCCUUGAAUCUACGGAUAAUUUAAGCCUGGCUAAAAAAAAAACUAAACAGAUCACCGUGCUUAUCUUUUGAUCUACGGUUUAUAGGUCAUUUACACGAUGACGUCAUUGCUAUUCCUCUCAUUUUUAUAGAUUUGGCGAAGUUUAAAUGACAAAAGCUCUAAUUUUCACAAGAAAGUAAAACCCUGAGGAAUUCUGCCGUAGUAAUAAAACAGUGUCAUUGUGUAGAUGACAUGUUGGGGGAUUGUCAAAACGGCCUCACCCCUUUUAAUGAGUCUUUAAUAGGAUUCCCAUUUCACAUUGCGAAUAAAAUGGAAUUGACUGAAAUCAGUAAAAAUAGAGACAGAGACUAUUUUCAGUGUAUAAUAAAAUGCAUCUAUGUUCCAUGAAAGCUUUUAAAAACACAAGGUUAUAGAAUAUCUUUCAACGUUCAUUACAUUACAAACUGAGCUAAGCUCCAAAAUCACUGUCCAUUAUUCAGUAAAUUGUUUCGUAUUUUGAUAAGGAGUCUGAGUUCCUCUGUCUUGUUUUGUAGGCUUGCCAGGGAUUAUUGUUUAUGUGUCAUUACCAGAGUCUGUGUUCUUUGUUUUUAACUCAAAGAAAGUCAGUAAUAACUGACAGUAUCAAAUAAUUGCUCUCUAGAAAAGUAAUUAUCUCCUCGUCAUGUCUGGAAGUUACCUGUAACAAAAAAUAAAUGGAAUGUUAACACAUGCAAGGGCAAUAUGAAAAAAUGAAAUAGAACGUGUAGAGCUCAGCUUCUCUUAGCAUAUUUUAGUCUGUUAAAGGUCGCAACUAAUUGUCUGAGGCUAAUUUCACAAGCGUGUGCAAUUGAGAUAAAUGCAUGGUAAAUAAAGUGAAAGAAACGUGGUUUCACAUUAGCCAAUUUACAUUGCGUUGUUCGAUAAUGUUUACACGCUUUUCUACUGCGAAAUAAAUCUUUGCAUUUGGGUUUGCAUUGCAAGUCAAGAUUAUCCGAAGUUUGACUGACACUCGAACAACAGGUUCAUUUUUAAGCAGGUAAGGUGAAGACCUAUAUAAAGCAGGAAUAUGUAAAGGAAAGGCAUCGAAAACUCUUUUGCAUCUUUGUGGCGAUAUUCUCUCAUGGCCCGUCAACUGAUUACUAGGGGUUGUAAAGAAAAAAUACAUUAGGACCAAAGGUUAAAGCCUGUCCUGUUACAUCAUUUCACAUGUUACCUAGAGUUCUAAUAAAUAGGUCAUAAAAUAGGAUUUAACGAGAGCGAAUUUGUUUCUCAAUCGGUGUAUAAAAAAAGUGAAGCUAUCAAAUGAGAAGUUUAUAAAGUAUCAAAAUUAUUAAAUUAAAAGCUCAAAUAAUUAGGAAAAUUCCUAUACGAAAACAAUACUAGUGACAUUAAAUUGAUCAGAUAAAAUUCUCAGAAAAAUACGUCGAAUAAAAGCCUCAUUGUUUGCUUUUGUUUUUGCGUAAAAGGUAGCCAAGUUGAAAAAGCGCCUAAAUCUUAGUUUUUUACGUUGAACGUGUUUAUUAGCUUAGUUUUCGUUAGUUUAAAAGCUUUAUAACCCAGUCAUAAUUUUCGGGUUAAAAUAGUACAAAAUCAUUUCAAAAACCAUGUUCAUUUAAAGAAGAGCCGGCAAACGUGAACAUUUUGUAAUUCAGAAAUCGGACCCAGCCAGGUUAUUUAAGCUUAGAAUUUUUUGCAUUUUUGGGUUCUAUAAAUUUACCAGAAUCGCCUCUCAAAGGCUUACUGUAGUAAAGCAUUUGGUAGUACACUUGUAGACAAGCAAUGUAAGGCAUAAGUGGUUGCUUGGAUGAGACAUCCAAAAGAAAAAUUAGUUUUGUGGACCUAAACGCACAUUCACAGACUGCUUAUUGAGUUGUUUACAACUUUGCAUUGACACCUGCAGCAUGUUCAUUUUUUUAAAGCAAAAUCCAAAUCUGAUUUUGGCAUCUGAUUUACGGAUAUUUUAUUUUGUCUCUAAAAGUGAUUGUGAUAUCCGUUUGAUUGUCUUUCAAACAACAGUCAAACUAUGCAGCAAAAAUAAGUAACGUUCCCAGUACUGAAAAAAUAUGACCGUAGGUGCCAAAAUUAAUUAUGCCCGAGCUAUAAAAUUAUAUCUGACUUUUUUUAGCUUUGGUUUCUAUAUUUUUGAAGUUUUCUCUAGUCUUCUUAACAGCAGAAGAAGAUUACAAGACGUACAAACAGAAACAAUCCGAAGUGGACGAGUUGACAACCACUUAUGCCUGAGGGUUCUUAGGCAUGCUCAACAGCAAGAUAAACUUAUUGCCAAAAGGAUAAUUCACGGGAUUUGUUCGAUAUUCAGGCUUUUUCUUUACCAAAUUAAUACUAAAUUUGUACUUACAGUCUCUCGCAGAAUCCAUUUCUUGUCCAGCAUUCACCAACAUCUCAACCAUGCACCGCAGAAAAAAAAAAGACAAACAAGUGCGAAGAGACAUGACAAAAUCAUGACGCCACAACUGCCACGCUACAACAAACUAAAUUCAUCGUAAUCCGAAAACACUUCUGCGGAAAUUCGGCCGAUUUCGUGCGAGCUCGGGGUAUCUUCGGAUGGAGCAGAUGACGUUGCUGAAAGGACUAUCGUCAGCAAGGAGUAAAACAGUUUGCGAAAUUCGCAUAGCCGACAAGAAGCGCACUGAAAACCUAAGCAAAAUCUCUCUGAGAAGGCAGUCCAAAUUCACCAAAUCAGAACGUCUGUGCAGUAUUAACGUCGUACUCUCGUACUGACUUGAACGACCUGGUAAGCUUAAUUUUCACCAGUCUUUUAAUGCUGUUGACCGAGAAACAUUUCGACGCGAUAGAACUUAAGCAUGGAUAUAAAGUUUAUACUGACGGUGAAGAUUUGUUAUCUUAUUGUUUAAAACGCUUUUCCGCGAUCAAAUUUAAAUCUGGACCCAGAAAUGUCAGUAUCGCUUUGAAAUAAAAGGAUUAAUUGAUCUGUGAUUGCAAGUGAAGUAUUCUAUUUUAUGCAUGAAUCUAAUGUUGUCUUGCUGUGCUUUUUAUUUUUGCCAGUCGAUCCCGUGACAUACAUUGUGACAAACAUAACUUUUUUUGUUAUAAUCUCCAUUUAUUGCCAGGCAUAUAUGAAACCUGUAACUUCAAGCUCCCUAAGAUAUAUUUGGCGAUUAUGUGAUUCUCAGGAUAUGAUGCUGAAGCGAACAUCAAAAUCAGUCACGCUGGGCAUGCCAAUUUCAUGCCCGGCAUGCCGGGCAUGCCAAAUCCAACUGGCUUCACGAUCGGCAUGCCCGGCAUGCCAAACCAGAGGAGCAAAAACUGGUAAUGAAUUAUCAACCCGGCGAGAGAUCUGGGACCUAAGUUUAGCUAGGUCAAUUUUGGGCUGCAAGGGCAUGAACCUAUUUUUUCCAUGCCUAUGAGAUGUUAUUUCUAAGUACCAAUGUUCCCUUGAAUUUUGUCAUGCCUAAAUAUAUAAAAUUUUCCCUCUCUCAUUAAUCCUCAGACUGAAUGCAAUUUUUACGCUCGCUCGGCAUGUUCAACUGAAAAUCAUGCCCAUACCCUCAUUCAAAACAAAAUGUUAUCAAAUUUUAGUUUCCAAGCCGUUAAAUGCUGUAAUAGUGGAACACUAGCAAAACAGCGUGUAUGUGUUGUAGACAAAUGUAUCCAUAAACAUAAUUUGCUUGCAGUGAAAGGUAAUAACAAGCCUCAGAAAGUCAAUGCUAUUAUGGAUCACUUACGGUCAUUUGCCGAGAGCACACAAACAAACAAACAAAGCUCCCUCAGUGUGGAAGAGGUGGAUGAUCAUGAUGAAUGUGAAGAAGAUGAAGGGGAUGAGGCAUUACCCACUUGUCCUAGUGAUGAAGACUUUGUAUUGGGAGAAAUAGGAGGGUCGAGUAAUCAGCCGUCAGAAUCAGAGUCGGACUCUUAA